Eimeria maxima is the source of this 627-nucleotide messenger RNA. RefSeq names its product RNA-binding protein, putative. The transcript is spliced from 4 exons. The record is from RefSeq and is a predicted model, not a curated record. Lineage: Eukaryota; Apicomplexa; Conoidasida; Eucoccidiorida; Eimeriidae. The coding region runs from base 1 to 627 and encodes 208 amino acids.
AUGAAGCGUUCCUUGCAGCUGCUAAAGUCUGCGCUGCGGGCGCAGCGGCAGACAGCCAAGACGAAGAAGGCCAACAAGAAGCAGCAGCAGCAACAGCAGCAGCAGCAACAGCAGCAGCAGCAGCAGCAGCAGCAGGAUAUAUCUAACCUUAAGGUGGAGACAGGAGAGAGUUCAUCUUUACCGCCAUCAGCCGAUGGACAAAAGAAAUCUAUUGCACUAAAUUAUGACGGUAGGACCCUUAACGAUAGAAAAAUAAGGGUCGAGCUGACGGCAGGAGGGGGAGGAAAAUCUAAAGGAAGAAUGGAGAAAAUAAAGAAGAAAAACGAAGAACGUCGUAAAAGAAGAGCGGAGUUCUUAAAGAAGAAAAGAAAUGCUGCUAAGGCAAAAGGAGGAGAUGCAGCAGCAGCAGCAGCAACAGGAGCAACAGGAGCAGCAGCAGGAGCAGCAGAAGCAGAAGGAGAGGGGAAUAAAAAAGAAAAGAAGCAAAAGAAUUCCUCUUCUCUUUCUUUAUCAUCAAAGAAAGGAAAAAAUAAAAGAAUAGCUAAUGAUGGAUACACCGCAACAGCAGCAGCAGCAGGAGCAGCAGCAGCAGCAGCAGCAGCAAAGAAACGUAAACUUAAACAAUAA